Messenger RNA from Batrachochytrium dendrobatidis JAM81, 897 nucleotides. RefSeq lists its product as uncharacterized. Bases 1 to 897 code for a protein of 298 amino acids. The record is from RefSeq and is a predicted model, not a curated record. NCBI's taxonomy places the organism in Eukaryota, Fungi, Chytridiomycota, Chytridiomycetes, Rhizophydiales. The transcript has 2 exons.
AUGUUGCUUUACAGACACUCGAGUCUGUCUUUCUAUUCAAAGAUUCUGCAAACUCGAUCACUUUCUGUUCGUCGUACUGCUAAUGAAUAUUCUCAUUUAAAGAAAGGUUUAAACGAUCCAAGAGCUCGUCUGGUCGAGUCUGCUAUUCCAUCUAAAGUCGGUUCAUCUGCUAAUAUAGGUGUUCCUACUUCAUUCGUACUCUAUACAUACCCAAAUUUAACCCAGUAUUACAUGCUCUACGGUUCUGGAUGUGUUCAUAUGAUUUUUUGGGGUUCUUUUGCCUACUUGCUAUAUACAAACCAGCCUGAUUCACCCAGCAGUUUUCUCAACACUAAAGUUACAGAUUUAGUCUUUUUUCCACAAAAUGCUUCUGAUCCGGAUACACACGAUAGCGAUCGUGUACAGUCAUCUUCUGCUACUCCUCAGCCAUCACUCGCUGAAUCAAUAUCCAAUUUCAUAAAAGAGAAUCGGUCAGUUUCUCUUGCUACUGCUAGUGCUGUCGCUUGCGCCUCAGUGGGCAUUGUUUUUUUCGCAGUCUCGCACUGGCUGGCAUCUGGUCAUCUUUCCAAGAUUGAACUCGUUAAUGGAAAUACUUUUCGAGUGCGCACUUGUGCAUUGAUUGGCAAAGCAACACACGAGUAUCCACUUUCAUCUGCUUCCCUAACACGACCUCUUUAUACCGGUAUCGGUCCAAGAGGAGUCGAUAUUCUUCAUGACACUCAUACGCCAUGGUAUAGAAAUCUCUUCAAUCUUGAAAAACCAACUCAUUUGAUUUUUGAUGUUGCCAGCAAUUCUCGUAAAAAGUUUUUGGUUCAUCGCAAAGGUGUUUUUCCUAAUCCACAGUUUUUGGAUCGUCUAAUUACUGAAAAAAAACCACUUUUUGUUCUGCACCAAUAA